AUGAGGGCCCUCUCUGCACUUCUCGUCCAGUUCACCCUGGCAAUGAAGGUGACUUUGCCUCCCAUCCGUGCCGAGCCGCCAUUAAUUCUUCUCAUGUCCGACCUCGGCCUGGCACCCGGGGCCGUGAUCGCAGCCAACAUCACUGUGACACAGGGCAGUGCAGUCCUCAUGCUUUUCACCAAAUCAGAGUUGCUGUCGUGGGAAAGAUCGCUGAUGAAACUACCUCAGCAAGAUCUGCAAAAUGCCACCUCUUACUUUCGUAGUCAAUGGAGACAGCCUUUUCGACAUUAUCUCUCUGCGAGGACCUGUAUGUUAUGCAGCACGAAGAUCCCGAUUCCACAGCGCUGCCCACCAGGAUGA
This is a messenger RNA of Symbiodinium sp. CCMP2592, 360 nucleotides long. NCBI's taxonomy places the organism in Eukaryota, Dinophyceae, Suessiales, Symbiodiniaceae. The record is from the annotation of a GenBank genome assembly.